Kwoniella mangroviensis CBS 8507 is the source of this 1722-nucleotide messenger RNA. RefSeq lists its product as uncharacterized. NCBI's taxonomy places the organism in Eukaryota, Fungi, Basidiomycota, Tremellomycetes, Tremellales, Cryptococcaceae. The transcript is spliced from 7 exons. Bases 1 to 1722 code for a protein of 573 amino acids. The record is from RefSeq and is a predicted model, not a curated record.
AUGUCUCUUCGACAUCGGUCUCAACCACUAUCCAAGUGGUCAACUACCUCCCUAUACCUCCUUUUGAUCCCAUUAUCCCAGAGUAUAUUAGUGAACAGUCAAUAUAUCCCACCUCAGGCUUUAUCUUAUAGAAGAACAUAUGUGAAUAGUACAUUGGUAGGCAGAGGUGAUGAAUCAAAUGACAAAACCAAAGAUAACUCAGACGCCCAAUCGCAAUCGCAAUCGCAAUCUAAAGAAUUACGGUUAAUGUCCCACGAAGAUUUCUGUGUAUAUGGUUUAUCAGAGGAGAAUAAAGGCAAAAUGUUGAGUGAGUCGGUAGAUAAUGUGAUUAGUUAUUGCUCAAAGUCCGGUCAUGGUACGAGAUUGAUACCCGACGGUACGUUAAAGGGAGUUACCUACGUCAGAACACCAUCUUGGGUUCAAGUUAGCGGAUCAGGCGAUUUCAGCCAGAUUGGAAUUUCCUCGGAUGACUCUGGAGCUCAAUUCGAUUCGUCUUCGCAUAAUCCCCAGGGAUCAAGUUUGAUCACUAGUCAGGGAGGUGAUCCUGCAAAAGACUGGGUGACGAUGAUUUCCGGUCAAACAUUCUGCGUUAGAGCAUGUUUCGGUGAUCCCGCCUUCUGUCCAACACAGUACGAUUCCCUGGGAUGUUACUUCCUAACCUCGAACGGGGUAGGAUGGGACGAUGUGUGGCAAGAUUGUGAGGGCGAUGAAGGUGAUCCACCAGGUGUGAUUGAUGGUCAAACUUACACUCCUGGAAAUGGUCCAGUACCCACACAGUCUAUACCAGCCGUGACAAAUUGUCAACCAGGCUCGUCCAUCCAGAACGGUCAAACAGCCGCUGCAAACUCAGGAGGAUCGAAAAACGCAUCAGCAUCGGGCACUACAAGUGGUGGAGAAGGAUCAACAUCUUGGGUACCCGUUCAAACUUGUCUUCCAUGCACUGCCACUGCCGCGUCUGGCUCGGCGUCUGCGUCAAAUGAUGAGGCGGGUUCAAGUUCUGAAAAGAGUGACGGGUCUUCAUCAGCUGGCUCUUCAUCUGAUAAUCCAUUCGCAUCUGAAGAAUCUGAAGCAUCAGACUCGGCAGCACCCUCCAGCUCCGCGUCUUCGCCUGCAUCAGGAUCUGGUCAAAGUGAAUCAUCGGCAGCGGAGGGCGGGACAGAGCAAGUAGGCGUGACGAAAUUAUCUUCAUCUACUGCCACUUCUGCCUCUGGUUCCGUUUCCGGUGCAGCGGCAAUCACUCCCGCCCCAUCACCCGCAGGAGAUCUGAGUGCACGUGAAUUAGAUCAAUGGUGGAAUCUGCGACGAGGAGAUCUAGAAGGGGAAGGAGAAGGGGAGGGAGAGACGAUCACUUCAGGUGAUCAAUGUUGUUUUACCACCUGGACACCAUCUGUUGUAGGAGGUGCUGGAGGGGCGAAAGCUACUGGUACAUCAUCAACGGGUAGUAAAGGUACAGGUUCAAACUCGACUGGGACUGCAAGUGGGAAAGGUGCCAGUGCCAAGAAUGGUACGGCUGCAAGUACAGGUGGAGGAGCAGUUUCGAGUGGAACUGGCAAGAACGGCACGACUGGAGUGAAUGGGACAAACGGAAAUGGAACCAAUUCAUCAGGAAGUUUCGCUCCGUCAUCACAUUUGAAUUUGGGUAAUGGAGGGUUGGAUAAGUUAAUCGGACUUGGCAUGGCAGCUGGUUUAGGGCUGUUAAUAGGUGGGAUGGCAUUAGUAUAA